Molecule: messenger RNA, 1077 nt
Organism: Spinacia oleracea (spinach)
Lineage: Eukaryota; Viridiplantae; Streptophyta; Magnoliopsida; Caryophyllales; Amaranthaceae
Exons: 3
Coding region: 38-973 (311 amino acids)
Source: RefSeq, a predicted model, not a curated record
ACGUGUAUUUGUGGGCCCUCAUGUGAGUGUGCCAGUUAUGAAUCCCCUAGACCCGGUCAGCCACGGUGAUGUACCUUUGGUCCACACUGCUGAUGAUGUUGGUGUAGUAGCAACUAACCCAGAAACAAGCAAGCACCCGGUCGACCAGACACAACAGCACGUACAGGUUCAAGCUGGUGACGGGCCACUUCCAGAUGGAAUGUCAUCGGAGAAGGUGGGACAGCUGGGUGUAGUUGAAGACAAAGAGGAUGGUGAAGACAAUGGUGAGGAGAAUGUUGAGGAGCCGGAAGAGCAGGAUGGUGGCGUCAAGGAUGGGGGGCCGAAUAAUAGGGAUGAUGACGAUGAUGAGGGACCGGCUAAUGGUCCUGUGCAAGGAACGGUUGCAGCAUCGCCCUUGGAGAACAUCGCUCAAGAGAACCCCUCUGAAGAUAAGAACAGUGAAGAGAACACCAGUCAAGAUAACCCCACUGAAGGGAACACCACUGAUGAGAAUCUCCAAACUGAUGACCAAGAAGGACCACGGGAGAAAUUGAUCCUAAGGAUUCCGAGAACAAACCCAAAAACACGCUAUCGGCAGACGCGAGUACGAAUGACAAAACUUGAGAGUGACGUAGUAGCUUAUGUGGAGUCAUACAAUCCUAAAGGGAAAGAGCAGGGGGCCAUGCUUAUCGAGUGUGAUGGUAAUGAUGCAAAUCGGAUGAUGUGCUACUCGGUUGUGCGUCCUAGGGAGUACGUGCAUUCCCAGUACGUUCGGGCCGUUGCAAACAUAUACAACAGGGAAUGGGCUCUGGAAUAUCCAACGAAUUCUCGCAGAAUCAUGCUGGACUCCUCAUUUGCGUAUCAGAAAUUAAAGACGAGGGAAACAUAUGCUGGUCUGCUGAAGAAGUGGUCCACCCCUCUCCAGAAGAUUGUGUCAGCUGAUAUAUCUGUGGUAAGUCUAAUUAGUCUUUUUACUCCAUGUUUAUAUGUCUGAUUAUAUGCCAACAACAUGUGUCUGACUAUUUUCGGACUAAUAACUGAGUGAUGAGGCCGUAUUUUAAGGAUUUGGAAAUAAGUUCCUACAUGCCUUUUACGUUG